Molecule: messenger RNA, 619 nt
Organism: Vitrella brassicaformis
Lineage: Eukaryota; Vitrellaceae
Source: the annotation of a GenBank genome assembly
AGUCGCCAAACACAUGCAACGGACAUGUAUUGAUUCGCCGUCCGCGUCGGUCAUUUGCACCUCGGCAUGCACCUCGGGCACUGGUCCUUGCUGGGGCUGAGGUGGUGGAGUCGGCUCAACCCAUACAUGCGCUGAACGAGAAGGCCGCUCUUGUGCUCAUCCCUGUCACCACCUAUGGACACACACAACAACAGCACGAUGACGCGCCAUCUUGGAUGAUGCCUUUGUGUAUGGGGGUGUUUGCUCUCCAUGGGUAUACGCACCUGCGGCGUGCUGCUGUGCUCGGGCGUCGCCCUCAUCGCCAGACAGUCCCUCCAAACCCUCAGAAUCAAGCUGCAUAACCCACACACACCGACACAGAGGGAAUCGAACGUUGGAGAGAGCGGUUCCCGUUGAUUGAGAUCAGACUCACACAGAGAGCUGCAGGGACGACAGACACAUAGACACUGACCAACCUACAAGCGACGGACGAGCGGCCGAUGGUUCAAUCCCUCGCCUUUGUCCGCAAACCAACACCAAUGCCCGCCAUUUCCCGACCCCCCACACGCCCGCUCUCAUUGCAGGAAAGCUCCCCACAGGCGUCUGCCGCUGCAGCAAUGUCAUCCACGCUGAUUCCCAU